AUAUUUUAAAUGAUCCUUCGUUUAAAAGAUUCUUAAACUCCCUUUUAUGAUAGUCAAUUUGAAUAAAAGAUGUGACACAUAUAUACAUAUACAUUAUGCUAUGCUGUUUUCAACCCUUAGAAAGUAACAAUUAUUUGAGAAAGAAUACACAGUGAAAAAUUUAUUACUGAGUUUAUAAGAAGUGCAGUCAUUUGUGUCUUUAUAUUAAAACAGCUGGAGAGAAUUUCUUAAGGGCAAAUAUGUCACAAGUCUUUUCCUUGGGACUCAAAAGGAAUCCAGAAGUUGACCCUCCCCGUCCAUAAAAAAAUGUCUCAAAGACUCCUGUCCAAUUCAAAUACCUCACAGGCUGACUACAGAGGACUCUUCUAAUUAAAAAGAUAAACCGCACAAGCAUACAUUUCUUCAAUGGGUCAGCCUGCCUAGGGUCCAGAGCCUGAUACCUCAGAGGAAGUCCUUAGUUACUGUGGCUUGAGGUUUGUCAGUCAGUGGCUGACACUCCCAGAACCUCUACUGAGUUAGAAAAAUACAACUGUCAUCAAUGAAAAGUUCUCAAGAACUCCUGUUCUUCAAACUGUAGGUAGAACAUGAGAAACCAGUUAAGGGAUCCAGGCAGAAGAAAGGAAGGUUCUAUGAGGGGACGGAUGUUGGCUUUCGGUCUCAUGUCCUGACGUGACCAUUUUCAUUCCUUCCUGGAAAGCUCACGAAAACGUACCUGUUCUACUUCUAUGCCUGCUCUGUGUCUCUGUAGAAGAUUUUCGUGUUACUGAUAUUCUAUUCUGUUCUGUUCUAUCCUAUUUUUUUUUAUGCUCUCAUAAACUAGCUUAUGGAGUAUAUUGACAGGUCAGAUUUUGAUCUCGUAAUCUAGCUUCCUACCUAAGUACAUACAACUGACUUGACUCAAGUUAUGGUGACAAGGUUAGAUACUUAACCUGGGUUUGCUCGUUUUGUUUGUUCUUUUGGCGGAGGGGUAGGGGUGACACGCAGAGACCUUGUGUAGUGUAAGGUUAGUUCUGCUUGAAUUGCUGGUACCUGGACUGCAAUGGGAAAGCAUGACAUUUUGAAACAUUUGCACGAGUUCAAUGCACGGCAACUUUUACUCAGGUGCUCAUGACCCGGAAUGAGGGUAACCAAGUUCUCAUGCCUCUGGUUGGCCGCUCUGACACGUCAGCAGUUCAACUAAGUAAAAGUGAAAUUUAAACCAGAUGGUAUCAUUUUGUAUUUGGAGCAGCUAAACUUACUUUUAAAAAAAAACAAAACCUUGUACCUUUCAGUAAAGUGCACUAACACCAAUUGUUCAACAUAGCUAUCUACCUGUUUGCCUUACUGAGAUGGGGGUGGGGGAGGGGGUGGUUCUCAUUUUCCUUCUAGUCUGUCAAGUAGACAGUAGGCAACAUUUUAAAAUUUUAUUUUAUUUUUUUAUUUUAUGUGCAUUGGUGUUUUGUGUGCGUGUGUAGGGUGCCAGAUCCCCUGGAACUGAACUUACACACAUAGUUCUGAACUCCAUAUGGGAGCUGGGAAUUGAACCAGGAUCCUCUGGAAGAGCAGCCAGUGCUCUUAACCGCUGAGCCAUCUCUCCUUUUUGAAGAGUAGGCAACUUCAAUCAUUAAUCUGCAGGCAGUAUUUUCCUAGGAAUUUUAGAGAAACUGGACACAGAUAUUGAUUUACUUCCCGGACAAGGACUAUUCCAGUCCGAUGACUUGCUGAGGGGUUUAUACUAAUUAAUCAUCAGCGGGUAAACUGCACACAGGAAGGAAGUAUAGUGCCUCUACGCUGUGAUCUCCAAGGAAAAUGGACCAAAUUUAUCCAGAAGAGAGUACUGUCUUGCACUGGGGGAAGCAUCUAUGUACUCCCAGCAUGCACCAUUUCUAAGUCAUGUAUGGUCUCGACCCUCCCCCUUUGUGCUUUUCUCUUAUUUGCCUAUCUGACUGCCUAUAAAAUUGAGAUUAGGGAGGGCUUUUCUUGGAGGAAAGUGCCCUCAUUGGUCUCGAGAUGCAGAUGCCGUUUGUUUUUGUCUUGUUGGAGAGGGGUGGUUGAACCAUCUCUCUCCCAGGGAAUUGCACUGAGGACAAGAGGGAAUACUGUUAUCAGGAUGUGCAGGAUUAGCUGGACCGGGUAUGCUGAGGCUGGAGUGCUCAGCAAAAGGUCCAGGCACCCGGCAGGGUGCUGCAGCGUUGGUGGGAAACUCCCUUUGCAUUUUCACAGUUUGAACAGAUAGAGCAGAGGAAGCUGCAUACUGAAUGUUGGACCGGACUUGGAAAGGAAGCCCUCGUCCUGCUCACAAGGAAAGGAUUGUUUUUAGCCUGGGUCACUGCUACGGAGAGAGAUUUCCCUCCCCUCUGUAAUGUUUGAUACUUGAGGGAAAACAGCUGGGCCAGAGCACAUUUGAAUCUCUGCAAAAUGGAAUGGGAUGCUGGGGAAUAUGGACCGUACUGUAUGGCUGUAAAGUCAAGAGAACAGUCGGAUGAUGAGACCGAGGAGUCGGUGAAGUUUAAGAGGUUACACAAGCUGGUAAACUCUACCCGAAGAGUCAGAAAGAAACUAAUUAGGGUGGAGGAAAUGAAAAAGCCCAGCACAGAAGGUGGAGAGGAACAUGUGUUUGAGAGUCCCCCAGUCCAAGACGAAAGAUCUGCGCUCUACUCAGGAGUGCACAAAAAGCCAUUUUUCUAUGAUGGCUCUCCUGAGAAACCUCCAGAAGACAGCGCAGAUUCUCUUACCCCAUCUCCAUCAUCCAGUAGCCUGGAGACCUGGGGCGCUGGCCGGAAGUUGGUCAAAACCUUCAGCAAAGGAGAAAGCCGGGGGCUGAUUAAGCCCCCUAAGAAGAUGGGGACAUUCUUCUCCUAUCCGGAAGAAGAGAAGGCCCAGAAAGUGUCCCGCUCCCUCACAGAGGGGGAAAUGAAGAAAGGUCUUGGGUCUUUGAGUCACGGGGUAAGUACCGAUGGUGUUUUCUUCUAUGACAGUCACCGGCGCAGGCACCACUUUCUGGUGUCCCUGGAAGAGGUUCAGAGUAUCCGCAAGCAAAUUCGCUUGAAGAAAACGGAUACUAACUACUCCUGUUCCAGAACUUUUCUCUGCCAGCGUCCCUCCAGAAAAGGAGUAAAUGGCACCACCUGUGACCUGCUGCCCCGGCCCAAGCCCAAGGGGGGCGGCGGCUGCGGCUUCCCCGGCAGGCGGGGCCGAGGGCGCACCUCGGUCAGCGAGUUCAAUAUCACCUACGUGGUGGAGCGGAGCCUCUACAGCCACCUGAACCUGACCCAGCUCGUGCGUCCUGCCUCGGACAGGACGCUGAGCAAGGCGGAGAAGCAGGACCUGAGGCGGUGCUUGCUGGAGGAGGACGAGGAGGCAAAGAGGAAGUGGGCUGCCACGGUGGACCGCUGUACUAAAAGGGUUCUCUUGAGAAUCCACCAGAAGUCUAGAACUUGUAGCUUUGGUGGAUUCGACCUGACCAACCGUUCUCUGCACGUUGGCAGCAAUAAUUCUGACCCCAUGGGUAAAGAGGGAGAUUUCGUGUACAAAGAGGUAAUCAAAUCCCCUUCUGCCUCCCGAAUCUCUCUCGGGAAAAAGGUGAAAUCAGUGAAAGAGACCAUGAGGAAGAGGAUGUCUAAAAAAUACAGCAGCCCCGUCACAGAGCAGGACUCGGGGCUCGACGGGACACCCGGCUCCCCCACCUCAGUAAAGCCUGACUCUGAACACAUGGACAAGCCCAAGCUCAAAGCCGGGGGCUCUGUAGAAAGCCUUCGGAGCUCUCUGAGUGGCCAGAGCUCAAUGAGUGGUCAUACUGUGAGCACCACGGACUCCUCCACCAGCAACAGGGAGAGUGUCAAGUCGGAAGAUGGUGACGAUGAGGAGCCACCCUAUCGGGGUCCCUUCUGUGGGCGUGCCCGAGUGCACACCGACUUCACCCCCAGUCCCUAUGACACAGACUCUCUGAAGCUCAAGAAAGGAGACAUCAUUGACAUAAUCAGCAAACCGCCGAUGGGUACCUGGAUGGGCCUGUUGAACAACAAAGUCGGCACAUUUAAGUUCAUCUACGUGGAUGUGCUAAAUGAGGAAGAGGAGAAGCCCAAGCGCCCUACCAGGAGGAGGAGGAAGGGAAGACCAUCCCAGCCAAAGUCUGUGGAGGAUCUCCUGGAUCGGAUCAACCUGAAAGAACAUAUGCCCACCUUUCUGUUCAAUGGCUAUGAAGACCUGGACACCUUCAAACUCCUGGAGGAAGAAGACUUAGAUGAAUUAAAUAUCAGGGACCCGGAACACAGAGCAGUUCUCUUGACGGCGGUGGAACUGUUGCAGGAAUAUGACAGUAACAGUGACCAGUCUGGUUCUCAGGAGAAGCUGCUGGCCGACAGCCAGGGCCUGAGUGGACGUUCCCCUCGAGACUCCGGAUGCUAUGAAAGCAGCGAGAACUUGGAAAACGGCAAAACACAAAAACCCAGCGCUCUGUCCACCAAGUCAUCCACGGAGUCCAACUUAAAGUCUUUCAACAGGAGUCAGCCGGGCAACUAUCCGACAUUGCCUUUAACGAAAUCAGGGGAGGUGCGCAAGCAGGGAGAGGAGAGCAGGCUGGGAAGAGGUCUAGCCCCGGACACUGCCAAGUGCUGUGAUGUACCCUGUGUGACUGGUUUGAGUAAAAACCGAAGGAGCCUCCCGGUCUCCAUCUGUCGCAGCUGUGAAACCCUGGAGGGUCCUGAGCCCGUGGAAAGUUGGCCCCGAUCCCAUUCCCUGGACGACCUUCAGGGAGAUGCUGAUGUUGGUAAGGAUGUGCCUACCGAGAAGCCGGAAACCUGUCCAGAGAAUGUACCAGAAGUGCCACAGAAGGCAUCUGCCUGCACCUCCAAGGCUCUGCCCCGAGGCCGAGAUCCCACUGCAGAAGAUGUGAUGUUUCUGACCCAAAGCAAGAGAUUUUCCGACCCUCCGAAAACGAUGGCUAAGAAACUGGAGGGCUCCGCGGUGGCCUCCAACCUUGGCAUAGCUCCUCCUCAGUGUAUACCCAGAAAUUUUGAGGCUCAGCCUCCUGUUAAACCUGGCUUAACAAGGACGUCUCUUGAGGGUCUCAGAAAAGGACAUGACCACCACUCCCUGGGCACCAAAGAAGGGGUAGAUGGGGAACAGAGCACCCCUGAGACCAGGACGCAAUCCAGACAUCCAUCGCAGCCCCCGCCUGUGCCGGCCAAGAAAAGCCGAGAGCGCCUGGCCAAUGGCCUGCACCUGGUCCCUAGCCCAGAGGCGCCCAUCCUGCCACUGAAGAAGGCCAGCCCUGCCAGCCCCGUCAGCCCCAGCGACUGCCCCUCUCCCCGGGAGCCCAGGUCUUCCUCGGGGACUGAGCCAGGCAGCCCAGUGUGCACGAGACCUCCACCCUGGCUGGCCGAGCUGCCGGAGAGUACCAGCCUGCAGGAGCACGGUGUGAAGCUGGGCCCAGUGCUGAGCAGGAAGGUUUCCUGCAUCCGGGGUGUGGACCUAGAGAUGCUGACGGAGAACAAGCUACAGGCUGAGGGCAUCGAUCUCACUGAGGAGCCCUACUCUGAUAAGCAUGGCCGUUGUGGGAUCCCUGAAGCCCUGGUGCAGAGAUACGCGGAGGACCUAGAUCAGCCUGAGAGGGAUGUCGCCGCCAAUAUGGACCAGAUCCGCGUGAAGCUGCUCCGGAAACAACAUCGGAUGGCGAUCCCGAGUGGCGGGCUGACGGAAAUCUGCAGAAAGCCCCUCUCUCCCGGAUGUGUUACGUCCGUGUCGGAUUGGCUCAUCUCCAUCGGCCUGCCCAUGUACACGAGCACGCUUUCUGACGCAGGGUUCAGUGCGCUGAGCCAAGUGCCUUCCCUGUCCCACACUUGCCUUCAGGAGGCCGGCAUCACAGAGGAGAGACACAUAAGGAAACUGGUAACCGCAGCCAGACUCUUCAAACUGCCACCAAGCCCUGAGGCCAUGUAGCCAGGCCCACCGUGGCCCUCCCUGGACAAGAGCCAGCCCUUCACUGUGCCCUCCAUCUCUGCUGGGGUUGACCUGACUGGGAAGAAAAGUACCCACUUGGGGCUCACGAACUGCAGGAUUAGGAUUCAGAACUGAGGGCCCACUCUUCCUGAAAAGUCCUCCUCUCCCACCCCUCGAGGACAUCGAUGUGGCUCUCUUUGAUGCCCAAAGGCAGGACAAGCACUUGGUUCUGUUUUCAGACACGGAAGAGCUAAGAUGCCGACUCCUUGCUAACACGGUUCGAUCGGUCUGUCUUUGUGCUGGCAGAGGACUAGGAGGACAGACAGCCUGCUCGUGUCUGAUCGUGCCCUUGCGCGUAUCUGUUGGUCACCCGGCUGGAUGCCCGAGCCCGAUGGGCUUAGCUAGGCCAAAGCAACAGACUCUGGAGUUACUGUAUACUAUUGACCCUGCUCAUCUGUUCAAAAGCUACAACAGCUGACUCUACCAAGAACAGAGCAGUCCUCCUCUCCUGUAGAUAAACGAGAGACAUUUUAAUUGCUUUCUAGCAAUUAGCUUUUAUUUGCCUUAAUAUAAACUUUUAACCAGUUAUCUAUCUAGUGUCCACAACCCUUACUUAACCCUAGUUCCAGAUCUCCAGCUUAGACUGCCAUCUAACGUGUUUGGGAUGUUUCCAGCAAAAAUAGCCUUUUUCUUUCUUUUUUUUUUCUUUUUUUUUCUUUUAAAAACAAUCUCUUUCUAACAUGGCUUAUCUUAUAGGGGUGACUACCAGGCACACAUUUCACGUUGACUUUUAGUUUCUAAACUAACUAGAAAUUCAGUAAACGUCGGUCGGGAUUCACAGAGGGGCACGCGUGUUCCCGUGCAUGUGAAGUAACUGCCCAUCAGUCUACUCACUUUACUGAGUGCCGCCAAGGUGGCCAUGGUGUUGUAGGAUUUACACAAAGUCCUGACCCCAUCCAUCCCCAAGUCCACUCAUCAGCUAACGGAUCACCUUUGCAGAAAGUCAUCGUAAUGUUGCGUAUUUCAGAAAGAUAUUUUUUUUUCUAAAAAGGGAAGUAGUUUACACUCAGUUCUUUAAAGUUCUUUUUGUCUGUGUGUUUUUAAUUUUUUUUUCUUUUUGGCCAGUUCUAUAAUUAUUAUUAUCUUUCAUUUGUUACCUAGAUAAGUGUUUUAAUUCAAGCAAAGGUUCAUUAUGGAGCCAGAUAAACCACAUCCGCCGUGUGUUAAAUACUGCAUAUUUUCAGCUGGUUUUCUUUUUUUUCCCCAAUGGUGAUUUCCACGUAAUCUACCCUCCUUUGGUCUGGCGCUUGGCUUCCUAGCAGUUGGCAGAUUUAGACAGGUACACGUGCUCCAUUGCUUACACGGACCAUGUGAAGUCUCAAGUUACCGUGGAAACACUCUGCAUACAAGGCCUGGAUCAGUCCUCUGAUAGUUCAUUGGGUUAUUAACAUUUGAUUUCCCUCAGGAGAGAAGGGCAAGUUAUUUUAUUAAUAACAAAGCCAUCCUGGCCAUAUGGUUUAUAGAGCUGGAUCCAUGUGGAUCUCAGGUGACCCCCACCCCCAUUUUAGUAUGCAUUGAAAAGUAAUAAUAACGAUGUUUGGUUUGUUCGCUUCCAUUCGCCUUCUAUAAGAUGCCAUGUGGAGAAGUUGAGGCAGUUUAGAAUAAAAAGGUAAAGGCAUGAGAUUCUUCCUGGACUCUUAAAAAGGAGUUCAUGGUUGGCCUCUUGGGUUAGGCAUAGCCCACCCAAUGGGUGGGGGGUGCAGGGCUCUCUGCCAGUUCCAGCACCCAGGAGUUUCACAUGCUCUUGUGGGGGGGGGGUUAGCAUUGGAAAACAGGCUUCUCCUCUUGCUUUUGAAGUAACCCUGGCCUGACCUUGCAAGAGACUGCCCUUAGGAUUUUAGCUGAGCGAAGAGAGAAAGACUAAGCAAAAAUCCCAUUGGAAGUACCGAGGGAGGAAGAGAAAUCUCAUGGGAAUUUCCCAGUUUCAGUUCAUUCUCGGUGUAGUGUUUUCUUUUUUAAGUCAAUCGAGGAGGUCUUGAAAAUGUCCAACAGUAGCUUUUAUCACUCUGGAAAUCACUGCCUUCAUAUGGAGAAUUAAAUUCAGGGACCACGAGUUUAGUGUGAAUGUCUGAUCUGAAGGGGCUGAGGUUUGUUUCUUCCUUCCUUCCUUCCUUCCUUCCUUCCUUCCUUCCUUCCUUCCUUCCUUUGUAUUAUGUUUGUUUGGUUUUCUUUUGCUUCGAACGUUUCAUUUGGUCUGAGAAAAGACUGAAUGUUAAGUGUAUGGCUGUGAGGAGGCUCGGGGCGGCCUGUGGCGGCCGGGCCGGCUUUCUCAAUAGCCACUUUUGAUCAGUUGCAUUUGGUACAGGAUUUUUGAGUGACAGUGAAAAUUGUUGUCUUUGGAAAGCACAAAAUUAACCUGGAAAGGCGUUCCUUCGGCUCAGGUAGCUACCCAGAAUGCGUGUGAUUUGUGUGUCUCAGCUGUCUGCAGAGAAAGCAGCUGCCUAAACUACUAUUUACAUUCCCAGAUAACUAGAGCAAACAGCUUUUCACGGCCUUGUGUAUUUGGGGGCCCUUUUCUCUGUCCUGACCCCAGGCAUGGAUGAAAUUGGAAAUGAUCCCUCUGUGAGAAAUGAAUCGGCAUAGCGUGUUUUCACAACUGUGGAGGAACAGACGUAGAUUCCCAAGUCACUGCUGUGUGAGGACUGAGUGAGUUUCCAGAAAAAAAAAAAAUCUGACUGUCUUAAGUCCAUGUUAUCUUGAUUUUUAAAUUAAUAGGGGGAAAGAAAAAAAACCCACAAACUGUCAAACAAGUUCUAUGACAACUAACAACAUUGCACUUUCUGUAUAUGAAAUCAAUAUUUAAAUAACUUAUUUUUCUCCAUUGCUAUUCUUAAACAUUGUAAGUAGCUGUAAUAUACCAAUACGUUCUUGCAAUUGCUUCAGCCCAAGAAAGCUGUGUAUUGUUUUAAAACUGUAAAAAAAAAAUUAUUGUGAUGAUCCAUUUAAAAAAAAAAAGGAAGGUGGACAGAAGGGUUUUCCUGUGUAUCAAAACUGUCUAUAAUAAUGUCAUCUAUGUACCUAGGGGGAAAAGUAAAUAAAUUUCUUCAGUCAAA
Molecule: messenger RNA, 9032 nt
Organism: Rattus norvegicus (Norway rat)
Lineage: Eukaryota; Metazoa; Chordata; Mammalia; Rodentia; Muridae
Source: RefSeq, a predicted model, not a curated record